This is a messenger RNA of Tetranychus urticae (two-spotted spider mite), 2603 nucleotides long. Its product is annotated as proteoglycan Cow. The record is from RefSeq and is a predicted model, not a curated record. Gene Ontology annotation, molecular function: collagen binding; protein binding; extracellular matrix binding. NCBI's taxonomy places the organism in Eukaryota, Metazoa, Arthropoda, Arachnida, Trombidiformes, Tetranychidae. Gene Ontology annotation, biological process: anatomical structure development.
UAACUUUCAGUGGAUAAAAAUCAUGCGCUUUCAUCCUCAUCUUUAUCCUCAUCAUUUUCUCAUCUUUACCUUUUCUUCGACUCUUCAAGUUCAAGAAAGCUCUACUCAAAUACCCAGUAAAGUGAAAGUCAGAGAUGUGUUUUUAAAAAAAAGUGUAACUAAGGAUUAAUUUUAGCAUCAUGCGACAAUUUACUAUCUCACUGAUUUUAUUGUUAAUUGCUACAACAGUCCAAGUUGCAAAUAGUGAGAAUGAACCUAAUUCAGAAGAGUUGAAUACAGAUGACUAUGAUGAUGAUUCAGAUGAUCUUGAAGAUUCUCCUGAUGAUCAAGACUUCCACUUUGAAGACAAGAAACCCUUUUAUAAACAGAAAAAUCAUGUCAAAGAUAGAGUAAAGGAGAUUUACUUGUCUUGGGAUCUUGAUCUAUGCAAAGAUGUACAAUGUAAACCUAACCAGGUCUGUUUGAUACAAAAGUCUCGUAAAUCUGCAAUUUGUGUUCUGAGAAAGUCAAUUAACAGGAAAAAAGCUCAAUCCAAGAAAGACGCUAAAUGGUCCAAUAAUAGCAAAAAGUUGACACACAAAGUAUCCGCCUCAAUAAACAAGUCCAAUAAUCAGGUGAAAUCCUGGGAUUCGUCAUACUUGCCAUCUUCAUUCCCAUCGUCAUCUGUUGCACCAUUUGAUAAAACAAAACCAUGGAAAGAUUGUAGGCCCUGCCCUGUAACCAAACCAGCAUUUUAUUGCGGAACGGACAAUUCAACUUAUUCAUCCAUGUGUCGCCUCCAAUUUCACAAUUGUGUCCACGAGACUGACGUUGAGGUUGCCUGUAAAGGUUUUUGUCCCUGUGGAAGUCCAGUGAAUGUUCAUACUCGGACCAAAGAGGUGAGGAACCAUGAACGCUGGAAUAAGUACAUGGAUACACUGAGUAAACUGAGAAGGAGCCAUAAAGUUGAGAAAUUUGUCAAAAAUCGUGCCAAAGUUGCGCUAGAGUACACUGGCUUGUACCAUGAUGGAGUUGAUGGGAAAAAGUCUUUGAAAAAACAGAUCGCUAUUUGCACCAAAGAAGAGCUGAAAACAAUGGGCGAUAGACUAUCUGAUUGGUUUGCCGUUGUUUUACGCGAUCAAAAGCGAAGUCAACUCAACAAGAAAGAAACCUUUUUGGAUUACAUAACCAGUCCAGAUUGUCCAAAAGAUAUCGCAAAUAUGUUUCACCGUCUUGAUACUGAUGAAGAUUUGAGGCUAUCUCUCAAAGAACUUUAUGAUUUAGAACACGAUAAACGAGAAAAAUGCCUUAAACAGUAUCUGGAUGGUUGUGAUGAAGACAGAGACACUUUUUUAAAUCCUUAUGAAUGGUGUUCUUGUUUUGAUCGCAAAAGUAAACCAUGUUUGAUUGAAAAAUCGCAGCGAAAAAAAGUGUAUGAUGAAUUUGUUCCAAAAUGUGACAAAGACGGUUUCUACCAGCCAAUUCAGUGUCACUUGCAUAAAUGUUGGUGUGUUGAUCGAUAUGGAAUAGAAAUUGAAAAUACAAGGCAAACAGAAAUUCCUGAUUGUGACCACAAGAGUAUUGCUAAAAGAAAGGAGGAAAAGAGGAACAUCUACUCAUCGGAUAAUGCUCGAAUAACUGAUGACGAUCUUGAUGAUUCUGACGACUCUGACGAUUCAGAUGAUUCUUUCGACGGUUCAGGAGAUGAUCCUUAGAAUAUUUUACUGAUACAAAGAAAACUUUCAUUCAAUAAUUAGCAUACUAAAUUAUAAUUACUACUUCUUCAAGGGCAGUUGAUAAGUUACUUUAUGUUUCCAAGCUCAAUAUUGCCGGCAAAAAAGGAUAAACUCGCACAUUCACAAACAAUUGCAAUCCAAAGUCGAAGUCGUCGCUAGUCAAUAAUAACGUUUACAUUCAUCAUAUAUUGAAAUUCAUUUUCAAAAUAAACCAUUUUUAAUGCUCAUUCCAGUAAAUUUUGAGUCAGGCUCGUAGGAUCCAAGGAGCACAAGCAAAGACAAAUGUUUUUAUACAUUAUCGAUUCCUUAACCGGUUAUCCUGAAAUUAUAAGCAACCAAUUAUUUCCUGAUCAUUUCUUAAAAUGGGAAAUGUUAUUUCAAUAUCAACUCAAUUUUUGUGGAUUGUUAAAAGAUUCACAAUCAAUUAGCCAUUUUAUUUAAAUUUGGAAGAAACAAAUCCAACCAUUGUUAUACAUUUAACAUUCGAAGAUGCAAAUUUUAUUGCAACCGUGUUUUAUUUAAACAAAAAUCUUGUUCCUCGUAAAUUAAGUUAUGUUAAUAACCUGUCCAUAAUCAGAAACUAUUAUCAUUUAAUUGUAAAUUAAUUUAGAUCUUUUCCUUGACCAUGAUAAAUUGAACAAUAACAAUUUGUCAUAAAAAUCUGUCGAAAAAUUUUUAAUGCCAAAAAUUAUUGUUAAUUCUUACUUCAAACUUACCAAUUGAUAUGUAAAUCAAAUGUAAUUCAAUUGUAAAACCGUAUUGAUUGUAGACAGAUCAACAGUUAGCUAAUGUAAUAACAUCUCUGCGGUCUAAGUAAUCCAUCAAUACAAUCAAACAAGUUUCAAACUGUUUCUAAAACAAAACAAGAAUCUCGUCUGAAUUUGAUAA